Molecule: messenger RNA, 1866 nt
Organism: Salvia miltiorrhiza (redroot sage)
Lineage: Eukaryota; Viridiplantae; Streptophyta; Magnoliopsida; Lamiales; Lamiaceae
Product: tryptophan N-monooxygenase CYP79A68-like
Exons: 3
Coding region: 66-1640 (524 amino acids)
Molecular function (GO): oxidoreductase activity, acting on paired donors, with incorporation or reduction of molecular oxygen; iron ion binding; heme binding
Source: RefSeq, a predicted model, not a curated record
CUCUAUAAAAGCCGAAAUAUAAACCCGUGAAGCUGACAACAUUCAAACACGAGAAAUUAACAACCAUGAAAAUGGAAACAAGCUUUCCAUCGUUGCUUGCAAUAUUAUCUUUAGUUUCCCUAAUCUUCUUGAAACUCAUAUAUUCCACCAUGAAAAGAUCGACGGCGCCACCGCUGCCACCGGGGCCGGCUGCCUACCCGGUGGUGGGCAGCCUGCCGGAAAUGCUGUUGAAGAAGCCCGCAUUCCGAUGGAUACACAAUGUCAUGCAAAAACUCAACACGGAGAUCGUCUGCAUCCGCCUCGGCAGCGUCCACGUCAUCGCAGUCAGUUCUCCAGAGCUUUCUAGAGAGUUCUUGAAGAAGCACGACGCGAUCCUCGCCUCCCGGCCUGACUCCGUCUCAGCCCGCCUCACCAGCGAUGGAUACUUGACGCCGGCCUUAUCCCCCGCCGGCGACCAGUGGAAGAAAAUGAGGAGGGUUAUGGUGUCGGAGGUGCUGACGAUGGGUGUGUUUCGACGGCUCCACUCGAAGAGAUGUGAAGAAGCCGAUCACCUGGUGCGGUAUGUGUACAACCACCGCAAUGGGGUGGUGAACGUGAGAGAUGCAGCGCGGCAUUACUGCACCAAUUUGAUCAAGAAAAUGGUGUUUGGUGAGAGGUUUUUCGGGCCGGGAAUGGAGGACGGGGGCCCGGGAAAUGAAGAUAGAGAACACGUGGAUGGAUUGUUCACCAUUAUUUCGUGUCUCUAUGGAUUCGCCCUAGCUGAUUUUGUACCGUGGUUGGAGGUUUUCGAUUUGGAUGGACAUAAGAGGAUUGUAAGGAAUGCGAUUAAGAAGGUGAGAAAAUACCAAGAUCCAGCAAUCAAUAAGAGAAUGGAGAUGUGGCAGCUAGGGCUCAAGACUCAACAAGAUGAUAUUCUUGAUCGUCUCAUUAACCUCAAGAACGAAUCAGACGAAACUAAGCCCCUCUUAUCAGUUCCAGAGAUUAAAGCACAAAUUCUUGAAAUAAUGAUUGCGGCAGUUGAUAAUCCGUCAAAUGCAGUUGAGUGGGCUUUGGCAGAGAUGAUCAAUCAACCAAAUAUUCUUGUAAAGGUGUGUGAAGAAUUGGACCGAGUUGUAGGUAAGAAUAGGCUCGUCGAGGAAUCAGAUAUGCCUAACCUAAAUUAUGUGAAGGCUUGUGUUAAAGAGUCAUUUAGGCUACAUCCAGUAGCACCUUUUAAUCUCCCUCAUGUUUCGAGCGAGAAUGUUGUGGUAGGUGGCUACUUCAUCCCAAAAGGGAGCCAUGUGUUGCUUAGUCGCCCCGACCUAGGGCGAAAUUCUAGGAUUUGGGAUGAGCCUCUUCGAUUCAAGCCCGAGCGUCACAUCGUCAAUGAAUCCUCAGAUGUGGUUCUUGUGGAUAAUGAAUUGCGCAUGUUGUCAUUCAGUACAGGGAGACGAGGAUGUCCUGGCAUUGUGCUUGGCUCUACCAUAAGCAUUAUGCUUUUGGCUAGACUUAUUCAAGGUUUUAGCUGGAGGCCACCCAUUGAUACGAAUAACAUUGAUUUGGUUGAGUCGGGGCAUGACCUGACAUUGGCUAAGCCUCUUAUUGCUCAUGCAACACCUCGCUUGGACUCACAAAUUUAUAUACAACUCAUGUCAAAUUAAUAUAUGUAUAUUUGUUCAACUAUAAGAUAUACUGAAUUAUAUAGUCAUUAUGUAAAUGUUCGAUCAGUAUCAACAAAUGUACUUCCUAAAUAUAGUACACUAUCAUCCGUCGUACUAGUUCGUGUCUGGAACAAUUUGAUGCUUAUUCUUUGCGAAUUUUUAGCAGCUUUUAGAACAGUUAUCUUUAUGCGAUUCUUAUGAAUCGCAAUUACAUAUAGACUAUCUA